AUGUUCCAAGCGGGCGUCGGCCACGCAUUCCACCUGCCGGAAGACAAGGCCCUGCAGUCCGUUACAUCUAUCCCGGCGAAUGCAAUCGACCUAGGAUAUCGCGUUGGGUAUGCUCGCCCGGGCUACGACGCCGACUUGGUUGUCUGGGACGCGCAUCCGCUGUCCAUCGGUGCGACCCCUCUGCAGGUCUACAUCGACGGCAACCCCCAGCUGGAGCACCAAAUUGUCCAAGAGAGCAUGGGCACGACCUUUAACGAGGCAUCGGCUAAGGAGGCUCUCCCCGUGACGCCCAAGAUGCGGACAGAGCUUGAACCCGAGAAGAGGGAGGCUUUCUGCAGCAAGACCAAGAAGGCCAAGGCCGGCUUCGUUAUCAACGGCAUCACAAAUACCUUCCUCGAGAACCACCCCCAGAUGCCGACGGUCUUCCGCGACGUCAGUCGUGGAAACUUGACUCUCGUCAUCAGCAACGGCGCGGUGGUUUGCCUCAAUACGCCCGAGGACUGUUCGUCGGCGGUCGCCCUGGUUUCUGCGAACGCCGAUGUCACUACCCUCGAUCUCACCAACGGCCACGUCCUUCCCGGCCUGACGGCUCUGACGGCCUCCCUCGGCAUGGUUGAAAUCGCAACGGAGGCAUCUACCGGCGAUGGCAACGUAGACUCGAAGAAAGACGGCAACAACCCGGAGAACCUGGACUUUGCAAAGUACGGCGUGCAGCUGGAGGGCAAGGCCUUCUCUCGUGCGCGCAUCGGUGGUAUCACACGUGCCAUCACACCGCCCCUCAGCGAGGAGGGCACCUUCGUCAAUGGCGUCAGCGUGGGUAUUCUUACUCGUACCGACCGCACCCUCCUCGACGGCGGCGUCUUCCGGCCCGAGGUUGCGCUCCACGUCACCAUUGACGAAAAGGCCAAGGUCAGCGUGGGCACCGUCAGCACCGCCGUGAAGAAGCUGCGUAAGAUCCUUGUCGAUGGCAAAGGAAUACACAACGAAACGACCUUUGGGGAGGUUGCCUCUGGCAAGCUGCCGCUCAUCAUCAACGCUAACAGCCACUGGGACAUUCAACAAAUCAUCAACAUAAAAAAGGACUUUCCUGACGUGAACAUUGUCAUCCAGGGCGGUUCCGAGGCGCCAUUGGUCGCUUUGGAGCUUGCGGAGUCCCAAAUCCCCGUCCUCCUCACGGAAACCCGUCCGGCGCCUACCUCUUUCCGACACCGCGACGCCGUUGUGGGCCCCCCUCUGACUCCAAGCGUUGCUCGUAUCCUGAGCGAGGCAGGAGUCUACUUUGCCGUUGCGAUUGUCACUGAUAUCAUGCCUGCCGACUACCGCAUCCACGACCUCGCCCUCGAGGCCGCCUGGGCUGCCAAGUACGCCAAUCUGGGUGACAAGGAGGCCGUCCGUCUUGUGUCCACCAACGUCGAGGACAUUCUUGGUCUCCCCAAGAGCAACGACAUUGUGGUGUGGGAGGACAGCCCUCUCGAGUUUGGUGGCACCGUGGCACUCAGUUUCGAGACGGGCAAGAAUGGCGAGCUCGAGGUUGCCGCUUGCUGGCCGCAAGAGCAUGAUAAAUAG
This is a messenger RNA of Colletotrichum spaethianum, 1566 nucleotides long. RefSeq lists its product as uncharacterized. The transcript is spliced from 4 exons. Gene Ontology annotation, molecular function: hydrolase activity, acting on carbon-nitrogen (but not peptide) bonds. Bases 1 to 1566 code for a protein of 521 amino acids. The record is from RefSeq and is a predicted model, not a curated record. Lineage: Eukaryota; Fungi; Ascomycota; Sordariomycetes; Glomerellales; Glomerellaceae.